CUCUCCUGUAACUGUUUCACAUGUCACUCAUUGUAGAAGCCGAGAAAGCUGCAAAUGCUCUUGAGCCUGUUGCAGCGAAAAUUCCAUUUGCUCAAGCAUCACUUAUAGAAGCUAGAAAGCUUGUUACAGAGGCAAGAAUGUCACUCGAAGGUGUUGAUGAUAAUGAUGGGCCAGCAGAAAGUUCUUCUGAUGAUACCUCGGAUGACUCAGGUGUCUCGGAACUGCACAAGUUGGAGAACCAAAAUGACCUUAUUAAACAAGAGAACAAAUCUGUAAAUGGAAUGAAGCUACCUCCAAGGACUGUUAAUGGCAUGGAUUUCUAUUUUGAUGUGUCUGCACUAGGUGAAAAGGAACAACUCAGUAUGUUUCAGAGGAUAGAGAACUCCAUGGAAAGAGCUUAUUUGCUUCCUUCAGCUUUUUCAACAGCUCAAGAUGUGAACGGAAAUCUUGGAACAAAUGAUCUAUGUAUCAGUGAGCAAGUGGUCAAUAACGACCAGAUCGACCGGAUUGCAGCAGAUACAACAGAAUUUAUUUCAGCAGAGCCACUAGAGAAUGUGUCCUCACCUGCUAAUAAGUCUAAGAUGAGAUGGGUACGUGGAAGACUAGUUGAAGGAGAAGAAUAAACUAGGUCUAAGGAGUCAAAUCCUCGGGAGACUCAUCAUCCGAAAAUGCUUAGAUUUGCUUCCAUUCUGCCAGGAUCUGCAAUUUGCAACAGGGAAAUGCAAUACUUGGAAGCAGAUGCUCGUUGUUAUCUAACUGGUGUGGACGGGAUUGAGUGGGAUUCAUUUAUUGUUGGUAUGUUCCUCCCUGGAAGAAAUUGACGAGCAUUCCAGGGAACGGCCUUCUGAUGAGCAUUGUAAUUAGUAGUUGGGACUUUAGAAAUUGCCCUCGGGUGUAGUCAGUUUUAGGAGAAAACUGACUAUAAAUCAUGAUUAAGAUGAUAUAUUUAUGGAAUGCAAUUCCCCUCUGGCCGUGUUUGUUAGGCCCCUCA
Triticum dicoccoides is the source of this 991-nucleotide messenger RNA. RefSeq lists its product as uncharacterized. Lineage: Eukaryota; Viridiplantae; Streptophyta; Magnoliopsida; Poales; Poaceae. The record is from RefSeq and is a predicted model, not a curated record. The coding region runs from base 21 to 623 and encodes 200 amino acids. The transcript is spliced from 2 exons.